Molecule: messenger RNA, 499 nt
Organism: Nicotiana attenuata
Lineage: Eukaryota; Viridiplantae; Streptophyta; Magnoliopsida; Solanales; Solanaceae
Exons: 2
Coding region: 11-445 (144 amino acids)
Source: RefSeq, a predicted model, not a curated record
UCAGUCAGAAAUGGGAAAGAAGAUUGAUGCCAAUAUUAUGCCAUUGAUGGCAAUAUUGCUAAUGUUGAUUUCUACUUCACAAGUAUCAUGUGAUUUGGAUCAAAAAUGCUUUAGGGAUUGUAUUCCUUCAUGUUUUCAAAAUCCUGGAUGUUACAUAUCCUGUGGAAAGGAAUGCUCGCAUAAUUCUCCCAAUAAUUCUUUAAUCAAAGGGUUUGGGUCAAAGCUAUUGAGUUCUGUCGAACCCGUAACCACGACGAUGGCGAUGCCCGUGGAUACAAGUCGCAAAGUCCUUGGAGGAGAGAAGAUAAACAUUGAUGUCUGCAUCAAGAGAAAUUGUAAAGGUGGAGUUUGCUGGUGUUGUAGAGAUGCACCAGAUGGAUGUUGGCUACAACAACAAGGUUGUGAAGAAAAUUGCCCGAAAAAAUAUUCAAAAGCUUUGCCAUGACAAAUUCAAUGUAACCUCAUUUCUUGAAUUAUCGAAUUUGCUUCUUUCUUGUUU